Cydia amplana is the source of this 2133-nucleotide messenger RNA. Its product is annotated as probable serine/threonine-protein kinase clkA. Lineage: Eukaryota; Metazoa; Arthropoda; Insecta; Lepidoptera; Tortricidae. The transcript has 14 exons. The record is from RefSeq and is a predicted model, not a curated record. The coding region runs from base 1 to 2133 and encodes 710 amino acids.
AUGGCGUUAGACCCGUCUAUAAAUGUGCUGGUGCCCCUUGUAAUAUUCCUGGAUCAGUGCCCGGAGGCGCCGGAGGUGACUGUACACGAGGGUGGCUUUGGGGCUGCGACUGGUCUCGCUGGUAGUGCCCUCAAGACUAAAGCAGCCUUCUUCAACUCAGCUUUCGGUGGAGUCGGUGGCGGCGCUGGCGGCUUGCAAGGUAGGACUUUGUCAGGCGUGGCUCACUCCGCGAUUCCGUCGCGUCGCAAGUACCGUAAAACGGGGAGCUACACGGGGUGGCAGGACCGAUCGCGGCUACAGGGCACAGGGAGGCGUGUACCCACAGGCUGCCGAUUUCUUGUUCAGGGUCUCACCGACGUCGUUGGCAACGCAGGCAGCAUCUUGGAUGAUGUUAUUCAUCUAAGAGUCCCAGCCAUUCUCGACGAUGGAUUCAACGCUAUCAUUAGUGUGGUCAUCUCCAUCGGAAAGAUCCUCAUCUGUAUCCUCGGAUCACCAGGCUCGAGUGGCAGCGUUUUUGGCAGAACCCCAGGCCGGGACAACACCCGCGACAUCCCCUACAUCUGCACGCCCAACUACGGCCGCAACUGGGGUUGCAGCUACAAUGGCGUCUACUACGCCAGCUCCAUUAUCAAGUACUACAAGGUCCAGAACGCCAGGCAGCAAGCCCUUCGCUACGUCGACCAGUACACUAGUGGCCAGGGAGUUGAUAGCUUGACCGGAUCACGCAGGAUUGUCGUCACCCACAUUAUCGAUCUCGCUACUAUAUUCGACAAGGGAUCAGUCAACUGGAGCGACGGUGACAUCACCCGUAUUGUUAUCAACAUGGGAUAUCAGAUCAUUGACCAAUGGAUUUCCAUCUUGAAGAAGAACAACAAGAACAAGAGAUUCCCAGAUCUGUCUAAGUACCGUGCUCAAAUCUUCGCCGCUCUCAAAGGUGCCAAAGAAGACCAAUGGGCAGGAUCCUUCAAGAGGUCCGGCUCCAACAGCGAAUCCAACAACAGCUCUAACAGGAGAUCCAACAACUAUUCUAGUGAGGAAUCUAACAACAACUCGAACAUCAGGAGAUCCAACAACGACUCUAGUGAGGAAUCUAACAACAACUUGAACAGGAGAUCCAAUAACUAUUCUAGUGAGGAAUCUAACAACAACUCGAACAGGAGAUCCAACAACGAUUCUAGUGAGGAAUCUAACAACAACUCGAACAGGAAUUACAACAACGAUUCUAGUGAGGAAUCUAACAACAACUCGAACAGGAGAUCCAACAACGAUUCUAGUGAGGAAUCUAACAACAACUCGAACAGGAGAUCCAACAACGAUUCUAGUGAGCAAUCUAACAACAACUCGAACAGGAGAUCCAACAACGAUUAUAGUGAGCAAUCUAACAACAACUCGAACAGGAGAUCCAACAACGAUUACAGUGAGGAAUCUAACAAUAACUCGAACAGGAGAUCCAACAACGAUUCUAGCGAUGAAUCUAACAACAGCUCUCAGAGGGGAUCUAACAACUCUAAUGAUAACGAAUCUAGCAACGACUCUAGCAGGGGAUCUAACAACUCUAAUGAUAAUGAAUCUAGCAACGACUCUAGCAGGGGAUCUAACAACUCUAAUGAUAACGAAUCUAGCAACGACUCUAACAGGGGAUCUAACAACUCUAAUGAUAACGAAUCUAGCAACGACUCUAGCAGGGGAUCUAACAACUCUAAUGAUAAUGAAUCUAGCAACGACUCUAGCAGGGGAUCUAACAAUAAUGAUAAGGAAUCUAGCAACAACUCUAGCAGGGGAUCUAAAAACUCUAAUGAUGAUUCUAACAACAGCUCCAACCUGGGAUCUAACUCCAGCAAUAGUAAUGGUAACGACUCAAGCCAAUCAGCCUCUGACUACGAUGACAGCGACAGCAGCGAAUACUUAAGGAAACGCGACCAAAGCGGAAAAUACAGUAAAGGUGCCGAAGAGAAUGCUCAAUCAAACAGCAGCUCCGGAAGCGGCAAAUCCGUUGUAAACAAAGAUGGAAGCUCAUCUAAGGAAUACAACUCAAACAACAAUGAGCAAAGCAACAACAAAAAGUCUUAUGAGAGCGGAAACAAUCGCUCCAGUGAUUUGGAGUACAGGAAAACUUCUGGUGAUGAUUGUUAG